AUGAGCUGAAGCAGAGCUGAAGUAAGACUGUGAAGAAAGACAGCAGGAGGGGAACGAAGGUGAAGAGAGAGAGAGAGAGAUAGAGGUGUACAGUAGCUUCCUUCAUCAGACAAAUCCUACAGGAGCAGUCCAUCCACUGAAGGUGUGAGAGAGAGAGAGCACGGGAACGUCAGAGUUGGAAGACAGAGUUGGUCCUGGUUUUGCACCCUGUGCUCGGAGCAGAUGGCAGCGCUCUCGUAGUGUGUUUUCUUCAGCGGCUGCAAGGCUGAGGGGCAGCGGUACGUGCCGGAAGACUGAGAUGGAGAGCAUUGUGGGAGCAGCACCCUCAGGAACGUGACGAACCCACAAUUCCUGCUCCAGACAUUACCAAUCAUCUUCAAACUUGCUGUUGGAUAACCUGACUUUACUCAAGAGAGUUUUCUCUGCAUCUUUUACAGAAAGAACACCCAGGUCAUUUUUAAUAAUCUGAGUGUUAAUGCUUGUGUUUGUGUGCGUGAGAGCGUCCUCGGACCUACGGGGAGCCCUGGAGUCCUGUUACACCGAUAGCCACCCCUUAUGCAUGUUUUAUCUGCUGGGAGGAGAAAAGAGCCUUCCUUUGUCAUUUAAUACGGUUGUAGGCCACACACACUCUCAUCAUUUUGACCCAGCUCCACCAGUUUGUCCACCCAAACACCAUCAGGUGCCCUUUGUUGGGUAAUUGUGCAGCUAUAACAAGAAGAAAGAACUGAAUCGAUCGUCAAGAAAGGACUCUGUGAGGAAUUCAAACUGUUAGCACAGGAGUGGAUGUUCGACUUUUAAUCGAAGUCUUGGAGGACUCAGGACUCAACUUAACACCUCAGUUUCCUCUUGAAUCUUUAACCCGGACAGUUCCCCAGUUAGCCUUUCACCUUCCCUGGUUGCAGGGAAGUAAUCGUAGCGUCUCCGUUUAGCAUCUUAACGGUGAUCACAGCGGCAGGGGUGGUGAGCCCGGAGCAUGACGGACACCCUUCGUCUGCCGUCCCUCCAGGUGCAUGUCCUCCGGGAUGAGCCCAGCCAUGGAGAGGAGGAGGGCGGCGGGAGCGGAGGUGGUCACGACAGCCUUGUUUGGUCCAGCUCAUCCACCCCCACCCUGCGGCGCCGACGGUUUAAGAUGAGACGAAUGAAAAAGCUGCCCAGCGAGCGUGAACGGCUUGAGAAUGGGCUACUGCGGCACCCCGGAUCACGCUCGGCGUCCAAAGAGUACCUUCAGCUGCCCUCCAUCGAAAUCACGCCAUCCAGCGACGAGGACUUGGCCUGGUCGAACAGCUCCACCCCAAGUGCAUCACCUCGGCGAAAACGCUUCCUGCUUCGCAAGUGGCUGAAGGUGCGAGAGAGGAAGGAGCAAGGCAGUGAGAGCAGCAGUCAGCAGAGUAGUCAACAGAGCAGCCAGCAGAGCAGCCAUGAUGAUGAUUCCAGCCGCUUCCUGACUCCUUUCAUCCGUGAGGACAGGGCUGACAGCGGGGCAGACAAGUGUAGCACUGCCAGUAACUCUAACCGGAGCUCCCCUGCCUGCUCUCCGGUUCUGCGGAAGCGCUGUCGAUCUCCCAUUCUGCAGAACGUCGAGACAGACACCAUGGUGGAGAAAGGCUCAGAGCAGUCCGACACCUCCAAAUCCCCCUCCACCCCUGAGCAGCUGGUCACUCGCACCUUCUCAGGCCAGUCCACACGCAGCGGAGGCAAGAACUCCAAGUCUCACAAGCGACUUUCCAAAAAAAGCCAGAGCUGGUACAACCAUGAGAGACAGCACAUUCUCAGAGUCCUCAGUCCCACAUACAAGCAGCGUAAUGAAGACUUCAGGAAGCUCUUUAAGCAGUUGCCAGACACAGAGCGUCUCAUUGUGGAUUACUCAUGUGCUCUGCAGCGGGACAUUCUCCUGCAAGGCCGCCUCUACCUCUCCGAAAACUGGAUCUGUUUUUACAGCAACAUCUUUCGCUGGGAAACACUGCUUACCGUACGGCUGAAAGACAUCUGCUCCAUGACGAAAGAGAAAACAGCGCGUCUGAUUCCCAAUGCUAUACAGGUGUGCACGGACACUGAGAAGCACUUUUUCACAUCGUUUGGUGCGAGAGACAGGACUUACAUGAUGAUGUUCAGACUUUGGCAGAAUGCACUACUAGACAAGCCUCUCUGUCCUAAAGAGCUCUGGCACUUUGUACAUCAGUGCUAUGGAAAUGAGCUUGGCCUCACUAGUGACGAUGAAGAUUAUGUGCCACCUGAUGACGAUUUCAACACCAUGGGAUAUUGUGAGGAGAUCCCCGCAGAGGAGAAUGAGGUCAGUAAUGAUAACUCAUCCAAGAGCAGCAGUGAGAACAAGCCAGACAACAGUUCUCCUCCAUCCCACAAGAGAUCCAUCACACACUCCACCAUCACCUCUACCCACCCCCCCAGCAGCACUGAUACGCCACUAUCUUUUGACAUCGCAGCUGAGGAAUACACAGACUGCCUUCCUGAUGGAGAUCUGCUGCCAAUCCCUCUGCUGGCUGAAGAGAGGAAUAGCGAGCCGGCCAGUCCUCUGGACCCUGUACCGCCACCUGCACUCGACUUUAAUGACAAUGAGGAUAUACCCACUGAUCUUAGUGAUUCAUCAGAGACAAAUGAUGAAGUGGAUGAGGUUCAAGCAUUCCAUGAGGAUCUAAAUGGCCGCCAGUACAUUAACGAGGUGUAUAAAUUCAGUGUUGAUAAGCUGUAUGGCAUCCUGUUCACUGAGUCCCAGUUCAUGACAGACUUUAUGGAGCAGAGGAGAUUCACAGAUGUGGUAUAUCACCCUUGGAAGAAGGAAGAUGCUGGAAAUCAGACCAGGGCAAUCAUGUACACUAUUUCCCUGACCAACCCACUGGCUCCUAAAACAGCUACAGUUACUGAGACUCAGACUCUGUAUAAGGCCAGUCAGGAGAGUGAGUGCUACAUCAUCGAUGCGGAAGUCAUCACUCAUGACGUGCCGUACCAUGACUACUUCUACACCCUAAACCGCUACAUGCUCACACGCGUGGCCAAGAACAAGUGUCGGCUGAGGGUUUCUACCGAGUUGCGGUACAGGAAGCAGCCAUGGGGGUUGGUGAAGGGCUUCAUUGAGAAGAACUUCUGGAGUGGGCUAGAUGAAAACUUCAAAAGCCUCGAACUGGAGUUAGCAAAGAUGGAGGAUGCUCUAAUGGAAAGCCACAGACUAUCUCCUAAAGCUAAAGCAGUAAAGAACUCCACGCUAAGGCGGAGAAAAAGAGCCCCCGCCCACCUGCGCACAGCCCAUCUAGAUGAGGCCCUCAGUCCUGUUACCACUCCAACAGAUGAGGAGGUCAUCCACCGCAUUAAACACGUGGCAGGUUCCACUCAGACAAGACACAUUCCUGAGCACAUGCCAGGGGGCGGAAUUUUCUGCAACCUCUCUAAACCACUACUUAUCAUCAGCUUUGUUCUGGUGCUAUUGGUGUUUUUGAAUGUGAUGCUGUUCUAUAAACUCUGGAUGCUGGAGUAUUCUGCACAAAGCCUCACCAGCUGGCAGGGCUUACGCCUACAUGAAAGUAAACUGCCGCAGACACAGAUGGAAUGGGCACAGCUCCUGGAGUCCCAGCAACGAUACCACGACGCCGAGCUGCAGAAAUGGAGAGAGAUUAUCAAAUCUUCAGUACUGUUAUUGGAUCAGAUGAAGGAUUCCUUACUGAACCUACAGAAGGGUGUGGGUCUACGAGAUUAUAACUCAGACUCGGACGAGAAGAGGAGUGGAUAUUACUGACACUUACCCUCCAGGCCACCAGGGCGCGCUGUGCAAUGUAGAGCCAUGUAUGAGAACGAAAGGCAAAAAUCAAAGGGCCCAAAUGUGUGUGUAUGACUAUGCAUACCAAACAAAAGUGACACUUGAUAGAGACCAGAAGAAGAAGAGAUGGACCAGAAACUGCCAUCCGCCAAUGGGACAACUAACCCACAGGAAGUGCGGCCGUACCUGUCCCGUGGAAUCGUGGGACCGCUCGAGUCUGAAUGGGCCCAGUACUGUUCCGGCUUUCUUCAGCUUUCAGGUUCUCUUUCUGGAGAUGUUACUGUUUGCAGAGGAACGUAACGGACCUUAGGAAGAAAAUGAAGAGCAUGCUUUUAUUUGUUUUUACCCCUCCUUUCUUUUGAAGUGUUUUAUUGGUACAACGAAUGAGGAAAAUUAUCUUUUAACUUGGUUUUGACCUGUAAUGGCAUAGCUGCCCUGUCCCUUUUCCCAUUUAUGAGAGCUUUUCCGCAGGAAGCAUUAUGAAAUCUAGUUCACUCAUGCUGUAGUAUCAAGGCUGGUUUCCUUGGUAAUCCUGCGCUAGAAGGUUUCAUCCACUGCUUUGUUUUUCACAAAAGGGCCACAUGCGCUAAAAACAGAGACCUUAAAUUUCUGUGAAGCGUACACUAUUAUGCUAAAGUAUUUUUGCACCAGAGAAAGACUGUGAAAAGGGACACCGCAGCCAGGGAGAUGGAUAAACAUUGUUAGUUUUUGAUUACUAAACUGUGAUAUCUCCUGAUUUAUUUGAAGAUGUAGGAAAAUAUAUGAAUAUGUUUGAAAAAUAUACUUUAUUCCAGAUUUAAUAUAUAUUUCAAUAUAUAUAGGUCAUUGCAGAUAUUUAUUGUUAAUUUAUGUACAUAGAACACUUAUCAAAGCUCUAGAAGGAAAGAGUUUAUAAUUAUUAAACUGCGUUUUAUUCAGCGACACGCACAAGCACGUUUGAGACGUGUCCGUGUGAGCGCGUGCGUGUGUCGUAUGUUGAUCUGUGUCUGUUUUGGUGAAUGUAAGCGUGUUCGUGUGACGUUUUAAAUCAUUCCACUUGUACGUCUUGUGUCUUCCUCCCGGCACAUGAAGCCAAACUGCCUUUUUCUUGCCCAGCAGCUCGGUCCACUGGGCGUCUGUUUACACAUCUGCCUGGCUUCAGAAAGCCGAGUGGUCUAAAAUGACCAUCUCAGCUCAGCCUGAACCCACACAUGCACGCUUUCUCUGCUGUGGCAUCAUUCCUGUUUUUUUUUAUUUUGUCUGAGGUGAGAGUCUGGACCAGGAAGCACUGCAGGAAAUGGCACUGGACUUACUAACUUCAUGUUUUAAUUUAACCGAUAGCCCAUAUUUUGUCAUUUUUAAAUCAGUCAAAUAAAAGAAAAAUGGUGGUAAUGAUAUUUUUUUAUAGAGCACAAGUGCUCUAGCCUAAACCAAAUAUAGUAUUUAUAGAUGUUAGAAUUUAUUUAUAUAAAACAUAAAAUGCAACAAUUCCCUUUUUAUGCAGACAGAGAUCAAUGUAAAAAAAAUAAAAUAAAAUAAUAAAAAUCUCAUGUGAGAAGACAUGAAGAGAAGUGGCACUUUACGUCCAGGCAUUGUAGGACAGAAAGCCUGAUAUAUGCUUGCUGGCACAUUGCCGGUAGGAUAUAUGAUAAUAUUCCAGCUACAAACCGCAUGGUAUUGUAUUGAAUGUAUGUAAGAUGUUUUUUUCCCAGAAAAUAAUCAACAGUAAUGUGAUUUGAAUCAUGAAUCAUGUUCCACAGUUCAGAGCUUUAGAAUCUGAUGGAGUUUUUGGUUUGGAUCUUUCAAAUCUGUCUUUAGUGUUGUUCUGUGCAGUGUUUGAAGCCGGCAUUUUAUUCCAGAACGCAGUUGAACUACUGAAAUAUUAAGUUUGACAGAUUCUCCUACUGGUUUAUUCACUGUUAAAAAUCUUCUCCCAGUUAUGAAUCUUUUAUUUUGGCAUUAGAGUGCAUCUGUUGGGUGUGUAUUCUGCAAUAUGGAUUUGAUUUCUCUUUUUUUCAUCAUGUGUGUUUAAAAACAAGAUAAAUUGCUCAUGGUUUGGUAUUUUGGAACUAAAACUGAAAAUGCAAAUGAAAUCACUGUCACAAUCAUUUUCACUGUACUGUAUGUGUAUAAAUGUGUGUGAAUGCCAUGUGAAAAUUUUUUAAUGCAUUUUACUUUUUUUUUUCUUUUUGUGGACAACCCGAUUAAUUCUGCUACACAAGUAAACAUUACUGACUCCACCAGAGCAAAAAAAUAUAUAUAAUUAACCUUCAGCCUGAUUGUUUUGCUCAUAUGCAACAACUUCUUGUGAUGUAUCUGACCAAAGAUUUGAGUUUGCAUUUUGCAACUGAGAAAUGUGUUGUCACUAUUAGAGAUUUGGCUAUUGAAAUUAUGUUGCUCAUUUGCGAUCCUGGCAAAAGAAACAUUGUUCUAAAUUAUAUUUUACAUUUUCAUAUCAUACUCCAUGCAUUAGACUGUGCUAUGGGAUUUUAGUGUUCAUUUCUACUGUACCUGUGCUGUAGUUCCAUGAUCAACAUGACUGUAUCACAAAUCAACUUUAUUUUCUUGAAAGUGUACUGAUUUCUGACGAUGUCCACUUACGGCAUCCCAUAACUUAAAUGGUGUAGCAAUGACUUACUGUCCUUUUUUUUUUUUUUUGUUUUUUUUUUUUUUUACUUUUAGAGCUGUUUUUAUCUCUAGACCAGACUGAUUUGUACAUGUUUCCAUAUGCACUGUAUGUAUAAGACAAUAUGUGCAGUGUUCACUGAUAUAGGAAGCAGAGCUGUGCUGUGCACAGUUUUCCAUUCUUCCAACAACUUUGUCUAAUAGAGACUCUGAUUCAGUGGCUCUCUGAUCUAUGUGAAGUAGACAGAUUACAAAUAAUAAUAAAAAUAAAACCACACUGGGAAUA
Messenger RNA from Labeo rohita (rohu), 6656 nucleotides. RefSeq names its product GRAM domain containing 1Bb (gene gramd1bb). Gene Ontology annotation, biological process: intracellular sterol transport. Gene Ontology annotation, molecular function: sterol binding; sterol transfer activity. Gene Ontology annotation, cellular component: endoplasmic reticulum membrane; endoplasmic reticulum-plasma membrane contact site; plasma membrane. The record is from RefSeq and is a predicted model, not a curated record. Lineage: Eukaryota; Metazoa; Chordata; Actinopteri; Cypriniformes; Cyprinidae.